This is a messenger RNA of Elaeis guineensis (African oil palm), 555 nucleotides long. The record is from RefSeq and is a predicted model, not a curated record. NCBI's taxonomy places the organism in Eukaryota, Viridiplantae, Streptophyta, Magnoliopsida, Arecales, Arecaceae.
GAAAUUAUGGACCUGGCAGACUCUACUACUCCAUUGCCGGAAUGGUUCACCGAUGAAGAUCUUGCAGCCUAUGCUUCUCUGUAUGAGAAGUCCGGGUUCAAGUUCCCACUCCAAAUGCCAUAUAGGUCACUGACCAAGUGGGCUUACGAAUCUGAUCCCAAAGUAGAAGUCCCUGCGCUGUUGGUGAUGGGUGAAAAGGACUACUGUCUCAAGUUUCCAGGAGUGGAGGACUACAUCAGGAGUGGAAUGGUGAAGAACGUUGUGCCUGAUCUGGAGAUCAUAUACAUGCCUGAAGGAAGUCAUUUUGUUCAGGAGCAGUUCCCUGACCAAGUGAACCAGCACAUCAUCAAAUUCCUUAAGAGCCAUGUCUGAGCUCUAGUAAAGGUUUCUAUGUGAUGUUAAACCAACAGGUAAUCUGUCGGGCACCUAUAAGAACAGAUUUUUUAGUUUAGUAAGUUGAAUGGAUUUUCUGAUGAUGUGAUGUUAAACCUUGAUUCUGAGUUACUGUUCUAGUCAAUUUGAUGAAGCCAUGGUACGUGAUUUUCUUUAGCUAAA